This is a messenger RNA of Anolis carolinensis (green anole), 4321 nucleotides long. It is a transcript of the gene ift122, whose product is annotated as intraflagellar transport 122. Gene Ontology annotation, cellular component: non-motile cilium; intraciliary transport particle A. NCBI's taxonomy places the organism in Eukaryota, Metazoa, Chordata, Lepidosauria, Squamata, Anolidae. The transcript has 31 exons. Gene Ontology annotation, biological process: intraciliary retrograde transport; non-motile cilium assembly; protein localization to cilium. The record is from RefSeq and is a predicted model, not a curated record. Bases 168 to 3875 code for a protein of 1235 amino acids. Gene Ontology annotation, molecular function: protein binding.
GAUGCUUAAGGAGGGGAGGAGUGCGCAUGCGUGUUGCCUGGGGAGCCCGUAUAAAUAAAAGAAACAGCGGCCGUUGGUGGCUGUUGUGGAAAGGGGCAGAAUGCGAGCUGCGUUAACCUGGAGGGAUAAGGCCGAGCAGUGUAAUCUCCAGCAGAAAGAGAAACCUUAUGCAGUGUGGAAGUGAAGGAGAGAGAAAGAUUAUUUAUGACCUUGCGUUUAAGCCUGAUGGAACCCAGCUGAUAAUUGCUUCAGGAAAUAGACUAUUGGUAUAUGACACUUCUGAUGGAACAUUAAUCCAGCCCUUGAAAGCUCAUAAGGAGACAGUAUUCUGUGUAGCUUAUGCUAAAGAUGGAAAGCGCUUUGCAUCAGGAGGUGCAGACAAAACUGUCAUCAUCUGGACAUCAAAAUUAGAAGGAAUCUUGAAAUACACGCACAAUGAUUCCAUACAAUGUGUAUCCUAUAAUCCUGUUACACACCAACUGGCAUCCUGUUCUUCCAGUGAUUUUGGUCUGUGGUCUCCAGAACAGAAGUCAGUCAAUAAACACAAAGUUAGCAAUAAAAUCACCUGUUGUAGUUGGACAAAUGAUGGACAGUACCUUGCUUUAGGAAUGUUUAAUGGUGUUGUCAGCAUAAGAAAUAAAAAUGGUGAAGAGAAAGUGAAAAUUGAAAGACCAGGUGGAUCUUUAUCUCCAGUGUGGUCUAUUUCUUGGAAUCCAUCAAGCCGAUGGGAGAAUCUCUGGACUGCUAGAGAGAGUGAAGAAGAGGAGGAGGCAGGUCACACCUGUUUAGAGAAUAUACCCGUUCUGAAGUCCAUCACAUGCAGUAGUCAGGGUAGUGAGGCAGAGGAAGAAGAGCAUGAGGAAGAUGAGAGUCCUAGGAAUACCAGCUCAGAUGAACACAAUGACAUCUUAGCUGUGGCAGAUUGGGGACAAAGGCUUUCCUUUUAUCAGCUGAGUGGCAAGCAAAUUGGAAAGGACAGAGUCCUGAACUUUGACCCUUGCUGUGUUAGCUAUUUUUCAAAGGGCGAAUACAUCUUACUUGGAGGCUCAGACAAGCAAGUAUCCCUCUAUACAAAGGAUGGUGUGCGCCUGGGUACUGUAGGAGAACAAAACACUUGGACAUGGACAUGUAAAGCUAAGCCAGAUUCCAAUUAUGUGGCAGUAGGAAGCCAGGAUGGAACAAUUUCAUUUUAUCAACUGAUUUUCAGCACAGUCCAUGGCCUUUAUAAGGAUCGCUAUGCUUACAGAGACAGUAUGACUGAUGUCAUUGUCCAACAUCUCAUCACUGAGCAGAAAGUUAGAAUAAAAAAUAGAGAGCUUGUGAAGAAAAUUGCAAUCUACAAAAACAGAUUAGCAAUUCAGUUGCCAGAGAAAAUCCAGAUUUUUGAACUAUAUUCAGAUGACUCGUCAGACAUGCAUUAUCGUGUAAAGGAAAAGAUAGCAAAAAAGUUUGAAUGUAACUUGCUGGUUGUAUGUUCUGAACAUAUUAUCUUAUGCCAGGAGAAAAGACUCCAGUGCCUUUCAUUCAAUGGCACUAAAGAAAGGGAAUGGGUAAUGGAAUCUCUCAUUCGCUACAUAAAAGUAAUUGGAGGACCUCCAGGCAGAGAAGGCCUUUUAGUGGGUUUAAAAAAUGGGCAGAUUCUAAAGAUAUUUGUGGACAAUCCUUUUGCAAUUGUCUUGCUGAAACAAUCCACAGCUGUACGCUGCUUGGAUAUGAGUGCAUCUCGAAACAAGCUGGCAGUGGUGGAUGAAAAUGACACAUGUCUAGUGUAUGACAUUAACACCAAAGAAUUGCUGUUUCAGGAACCCAACGCUAAUAGUGUGGCUUGGAACACACAGUGUGAGGACAUGCUUUGUUUCUCUGGAGGCGGAUAUCUCAACAUCAAAGCUAGCAACUUUCCUGUUCAUCAGCAGAAACUUCAGGGAUUUGUGGUUGGCUACAACGGCUCUAAAAUUUUUUGUCUCCAUGUUUUCUCAAUGACUGCUGUUGAAGUUCCUCAGUCAGCACCUAUGUAUCAAUACUUGGAGAGGAAAAUGUUCAAAGAAGCCUACAAGAUUGCCUGCUUGGGAGUGACUGACACAGAUUGGAAAGAACUGGCUAUGGAGGCUUUGGAAGGACUUGAGUUUGAAACAGCUAAGAAGGCGUUUACCAGAGUGCGAGAUCUUCAAUAUCUGGAACUGAUAAGCAGCAUAGAGGAGAGGAAGAAGCGUGGAGAGAACAACAAUGACUUGUUUCUCGCAGAUGUUUAUGCAUACCAGGGAAAGGUUCACGAGGCAGCCAAACUGUACAAAAGAAGUGGCCAUGAAAACCUGGCUCUUGAUAUGUACACAGACUUACGCAUGUUUGACUAUGCAAAGGAAUUCCUUGGUUCUGGAGAUCCCAAAGAUACAAAGAUGCUAAUUACAAAACAAGCAGACUGGGCCAAGAACAUCAAUGAACCGAAAGCAGCUGUGGAAAUGUACAUUACGGCAGGCGAGCACAUGAAGGCCAUUGAAAUCAGUGGAGAUCAGGGCUGGGUUGAUGUUCUGAUCGAUAUUGCUCGGAAGCUUGAUAAAGCUGAGCGGGAGCCUUUGACAAAGUGUGCAUAUUAUUUCAAAAAGUUACUCAAUCAUGGCUAUGCAGCAGAAACAUACAUGAAGAUUGGUGAUUUGAAGGCAUUGACACAGCUCUAUGUAGAGACUCAGCAGUGGGAUGAGGCUUUUGCUUUGUGUGAAAAGCACCCUGAAUUUAAGGAUGAUGUCUAUGUUCCCUAUGCUCAGUGGCUGGCAGAAAAUGAUAGAUUUGAAGAGGCUCAAAAAGCAUUCCACAAAGCUGGCAGACAGACUGAGGCCGUCAAAGUGUUGGAACAAUUAACUCAGAACGCUGUGGUAGAAAGCCGGUUCAAUGAUGCAGGGUAUUAUUACUGGAUGCUCUCCAUGCAGUGUUUAGAUAUUGCUCAAGACAAUGAGCAGCAGAAGACUGAAAUGUUACAGAAGUUUCAUCACUUCCAGCAUUUGGCAGAACUUUAUCAUGCCUAUCACUUCAUCCACAAGUGCACUGAAGAACCCUUCAAUCACUAUUUGCCUGAAACCCUAUUCAAUGUGUCCAGGUUUUUACUUCAUAGUCUCACUAAGGAAACUCCUUUGGGAAUCUCUAAAGUCAAUACAUUAUUUGCACUGGCAAAGCAGAGCAAAGCUCUGGGCGCCUAUAAAUUGGCUCGUCAUGCCUAUGACAAGUUGCAGGGGCUGCAGAUUCCAGCAAGAUUUCAGAAAUCAAUUGAGCUGGGAAGUUUGACUAUCCGAUCCAAGCCUUUCCUUGACAGUGAAGAGCUUGUGCCUUUAUGUUACAGAUGUUCCACACACAACCCCCUGCUGAACAACCUGGGAAACGUUUGUAUCAAUUGCCGGCAACCUUUUGUCUUUGCAGCUUCAUCUUAUGAUAUCUUGCACUUGGUUGAGUUCUAUUUAGAGGAAGGGAUCACUGAUGAAGAAGCUGUUGCUUUGAUUGACCUGGAAGUACCAAGACUAAACAAGAGAGACAGUAAAUGGCAAGAGCAGAUGAGUGACAGUAUACAGACAAUGAGUCUUCUUUACAAAGCAGAGGAGAUAGAAGAGGAUGAUCCAUUCACAGCAAAACUGAGUUUUGAGCAAGGAGGAUCAGAAUUUGUUCCUGUGGUAGUGAACCGUGCCAUUCUCAGGUCAAUGAGUAGAAGAGAUGUGCUGGUUAAACGCUGGCCAAAGCCAUUGCGGUGGCAGUACUUCCGGUCCCUGCUGCCAGACAAUCCCAUCACCAUGUGUCCUUUCUGCUUUCAGAUGUUUCAUUCAGAAGAUUAUGAACUCCUGGUGCUGCAGUAUAACUGUUGUCCAUAUUGUCAGAGGAGAACAGAUGAAUCCUGAUAAUGAGGGAAACCAGCCGCUCAGGCAUGGAACAGUUCUUCUGUCGGGAGUCUUAUAAACUCUUUCCAAGUCUUUGUAAUCAAUUGCUUGGGGAGAGGAAAAUAUGAGAAGAAUAAGCAAUUAACUACUUUGGUACAUAUUUGAUGUGUGUAAUUGAGGAAUUUGUAUAACUGUUUGUACAUUUACCAAGUUAAACAGAAAGAAGGCUCUUUGUAACUAUAUCUGUAAACAUAUACAUAAUAUACAUAAUCUUGUUAUGUUAGAAUAUAUUCUUGACAUUUUCAAAACGGCCUGUCAAUUUGUCAUGGACCAAAUAAGAACCUCUUAAAUUGAGAUCCUGGUUGAAGUAAACUUUGCUGUUUCUGUGCCUGCUCAGAUUAGUUCCAUGCUAAUCUCUUCAUAUUCAGGUUUUAUCAUAAUUUCCAAUAAAAUAUUUUUGAAUUAUA